CCGCGCUCUGCUUCAAUGGUAGAGAGCCAAGACGCGUCUAGAAGGACGCUCCAGUCAGAAGGGGAGAGCCUUAGAGCAAACUCAGCCUUCUUCGCUCAUAGGAGACACUAUUCAGUUAUAUUAUAGGUGUGCCUAGUUCCUGCUGCAUUUGUACUCACUGCAACAGAAGAAUCUUUAACUCAGCUCAGCUAUCUUCAGAACCUGGAGACUUUAGGGGCACCCUGAUUAGGGGGCUGAGAGUGAAGAGGUGUAACCGCUAGCGGUCACGUGUGUUGAUACAGGUUACAUAAUACCUGUAGACACUCACAUCUCAACAGUAGAAUAGAGAAGACCUUAAUAUUUUAGCGUGCCAGAAUCCGAGUUUAGAAAUGAGAUUACGGAGUUGUUCUCACCUUCUCCGAGGCCUGGUUUUCCUGACUCUAACAAUACAAACAAAACAGAAGAAAUUAGUUCCGAGUUUGGAGCAUAGUUUGACAGGUCCGGUAGUUCGGAUGGAAGGAGCUGAUGCUCUGUUGACUUGUGUGGUCAGAUCAUUGAACAACUUUACCAUUAUGUGGAAGAAGACAGAGAAGGACAAGGCCGGACCAAAGAUCCUGACUGCUAACGGAGACAGAGUAACCAGUGAUCAGAGGUUUGACGUGCUGCAUGAGGAAGGAGGAGAUGUUUACGUUCUUCUCAUUCAGAAUACAACCAUGAAGGAUGCAGGCUUGUAUAUCUGUGAGGUAAACAGUGAUCCACCUAUCCGAUCCUUUCAUGAACUCUCCUUCCUUUCCAGUAGUCUUCAACCACCAGAGUCAACUCUCACUGCUCCAUCCAAACCUGAAACUAACAGCUCCGAACCUAUUUCUAGUUCUCCAGACUCCUUGUCUGUCUGGGGAUACAGUACUCCACGUCCCAUUCAACAUGAUUAUACGGAUUGCUGUCUGAGUAAGAACGUGAGCACUACCUGUCUUGGCUUCUGUAAUCUAAAAUCCAUCCUUGACGGAGAUACUGGCUCCGAUCCUGUUGAAUGUGAGACAGAUUUUCCUGGAAUUGCCUCCUGUAUGGCGGACGGAAGAGAUCAUAUGCCUUGCUGUACUGAGGCAGGUAUACCAGAUGUAUGUACAGAUCUAUGCAGGGGAGAGUACACGGUGCAGACCGAUAAUAUCAAGACACAUUUCUCCUGUGCAGCUUAUACAGCUCCUACACUGGCCUGUAUUGCAGCGGGUAUAGAUCUGCUGCCUGGUCCGCCCCAGGAUCUGAGUGUAUCUGCUGAAAACGAGACGAGUAUCCGAGUAUCCUGGUCUCUGCCCAGUACAGAUCCCCAACUUACAAAACAAUUCGUUCUUAACGUUACUUAUAUACAGUUUCUUAGUCCAAUCUUCUCUGUGAACGUGGACAGCAGAAUGGCAAGAAAGUUCUAUCCACCCUUCUCCAAAAUACAUCGUCUAUCUCCGAACACAACUUCUUUCGUCCUGACAGAGCUGGAAACCUUCUCCUUGUACGAGGUGUAUAUGUGGACCGAGGGAGUAAACCAGGGGAAAAGUUUACCAACAUAUAAAACCAAGGUUGUGACUCAUAUUGAAGGUGAUAAGGCGGCAGAUUCUCCAACAUUUUCUCCUCAAAUCCCGGAUGUAAAACAAUGUUGUCGGAACAAGAACGUUUCUCAUGAAAGUUGCGUUGAUAUGUUUUGUGAUCCUCACAGUAUGACUGAAGUGACAGUGACAGAUAUGAUGAUCUGUGCUCCCUGGGAUACAGAGAUAUUCAGCUGUUUAGCUGAUGGUAGGGAUCAUACUCCAUGCUGCUCCGCAAGGCAGCUCCCACCCCUGUGCCAGGAACUCUGCUCCGGAAAUGUGACUGACAUAAAUUUCAAGUACUUCCGGUGUAUAUCUUACAUGCACGACCUAUCCAGUUGUCUUCUCGAGGGUUAUGGUGUUCUUCCUUCCAGUCCUGUAAACUUUAGGUUCUCCAACCUUGAUACAAGUUUCGGUAUUCUGCACUGGGAACCCCCAGCAACACUUGGAGAAACCGUGCAGGACUACAUUGUAUCUUAUCAGAUGAUGGAUGAGACUCAGGGAGAAAAAAUAAACUUGAAGCAUGCACAGAGUCCUUUUAUUUUGGAAAAUCUUAGCAGCUCCACUACCUAUGAAGUGUACGUGUCUGCUGUAAAUGAACACGGAGCAGGAGAAGAAUCUUCAAGGAUUGUUUUCCGAACUGCGAGCAGAAAAGUUGAAGAUCUCAAGGAAGUUUCUCAUCCGUACAACGAGUCCCAGUGCUGUAUUAACGCCGGAGUAAAGUCUGAAUGCCAGCCCUUGUGUUCCUACAACGCUAAGAUGUCUGAUAUUGAGGAGCUAGGAGGGUUGUGUGGAGAGGAUAUGAGUAAGGUUAUGAGAUGUUUAGUAGGAGGACGAGAUCAUCUUCCUUGUUGUGAGAGACGAGGAGUUCCUCAGAGUUGUCAGCCUCUCUGCCAGGCAGUUCAUCAGAAAUCAACCGGAGCUGAGUUCACAAAAUGUCUCCCGUUCCUUGGUCAGGUGUUUACCUGCCUCGAGGAGGGAACUAUAAACCUUCCUCCUCCUGUCCGCGGGCUCAGAGCCGUUGAAGUCUCCGACGGAAAGGUCGUCCUCUCCUGGAGGUCGGAUGAUACAGAUUCAACCUUCAACACAACACAUUUCGAGAUUUAUUACAAGAAACUUGACGAUAAUUCAACCGGAGGAACUGUUUUCUCUAGCGACAAUAUGAUAAACUCUACACUUCCUCGUGCAACCAUUGAGAACCUGGAGACUGGAAAAUUCUACAGAUUCUUCGUUGUGGCCAGGAACGAUGAUGGAACCUCCUUACCUUCAUCCCUGGUCAGAUUAAACGUAUCCAAGGAUGCCUGGGACGGAAAGUCCGCCAGAGGAACAAGCUCGCCGCCACACUUGCUGGAGGUUGAGGCGCAUUCCGCCACCUGGCUCCAGUUCACAUGGAACCCGCCUGCUAUCACACAUCCAGAGGAUGUUCUUAAAUACAAGCUUUUCUUCCGUCAAACGAGUGGGAACUCAACCGAGUUUGUAAGCGUAGAGAGUGAUGUAACAACGGUCAAGGUUCAAAACCUAACUCCUAACACUCAAUAUAUCCUCUACACCACCGCGAUCAUCUACAACAACGACUCCGACUACACCUUGACCCGGAGCACCCAGGAGAGUGAACCAAGUGAGACCCUGGUGGCCUGGACAGAUCCUGCGUUCCCAGCCUUUGUCGAGGUGCGGAUAAUUAAAUCGUCCGAAUCGAACAAAUUUUCGAAUUUCGCUCCAACCAUCCAUCCCAUCAACAUGGUAACUGAAGGCAGUUCUAUGACCGUUCUAUGCAUUGCUAUGGGCACACCCCUACCCACGGUAACUCUCUAUAUCAACGGCCACCCUGUCCGUAGUGAUGUUAGCCGUCAUAUGGUGACCGUUGUUCACAACGUGACUCGGGAUAUGGGAGAUGUCUCCUGUUAUGCCGAUAAUGGAUAUGGAACUCCAAUGCAGGCCUCAAGAAAGAUAACAAUAAGCAGACCUCCGACCGUGAAGGCUCCAGCUGAGACUAAUGCUAUUACUGGAGAUGAUCUUGUAAUCAAAUGCAAAGUUGACGCGUUCCCAGCUCCAACCAUUGCUGUGUUUAGAGACAAGGAGUUAAAACAAUCUAUUCAUAGCGGAGAUAGGAUCAGUUUAUCUGCUACUGGAACCUUUGAUGACCCUGCAGGGUUUAUACUAGAGUUGAGGAUAAAGGAUGCAACUCCGGAGGACGGAGGAAAAUAUUACUGUCACGCGAACAAUACAUUAGGAGAGGAUGUUGCUUUUGUUGGAGUUAACGUAUCAGGACUUCCUCCUGCCGUAUACGAUAGAACAGCUUGCUGUAAACAACAAAAUGUUUCAAGUGACUGUCUUGAUAUUUGCUCGUUUUCCAUUGACUUCGAUACAAUGCUCCGUAAGCCCUACUGCCUACCAGAGUUCCAUAAACUGAUGAAAUGUGCCUCCGAUGGCUCCGAUCACAGACACUGUUGUCACUCUAAAGGAGUUCCAAAUGACUGUAUAAACUGGUGUCGGGGACAACCCGUUGAGAAAACUGAGAUCUGUGCUCUCUCCCAAUCCAGAGAGAUUAUUGGAUGUUUCCAUGAGGGGAGCAAGAACCUGCCUAGUCCACCACGAAAUAUCGUUGUUCGCCUGACCAGUAAGAGUUCUGCAAUGGUGUUCUGGGAACCUCCAACUAAGAACCCUGAGACAGUUGAGCUGUACCGUGUGUUCUGGAGACCUCUAGGAUCUAAGGAAACUAUGAAGAAUGAUACGGUGGAAACUAAACUAAGCCUAAAUAACCUAGUUGGAGGAACUACUUAUGAGCUGGUCGUGAAAGCAGGAAACUCCAACGGAACUUCUCAUCUUACCGAACCAUUGAGGUUUGCGACUGCAGACGAGGUCAUUAUUGAAACUUCAAUGCGACGUAGUUCUGGUGCAACCGAAGUCGUUGGAAUCAUAAUCGCUGUUGUAAUUGUCUGCGCUAUUCUUGGUCUUGUUCUUCUUGUUCUAAAGAAGAAGAAUUUCCUCCUUCCACCCAAGAAUCCCAACAGUCCAACAGUAUCCUUUGAGAAUCCUUUCUACAACACCAGAGAAGCACAAUUAUCAUCUCCGGAGGUUGGACAGGAUUCAGGUGUAGAGAUAAGUAGCUCUGGUUCCUGGCAGGGAGAAAUGGAAACACGAAACCCUAGCCCACUUCAAGAUUCAGAAAGUGAUAGAAACCCUUCCCUUUUCUCCGGGAUAAAGUUUGGAAGGAGCGGCCAGGGAUUCCAGAGGUUUACAUAAACGGGUUCAGAGUCAAAUUCAACUCUGUUGUAAAGGACUCUAUAGGAGAAAACCUGUGGAUAGGUUAAAGGAAGAUGGAAGGGUGGGUGUCAAACGUGGGCAUUUUAUUUCAAUUUUUACACCUCUACACACAGGUCAAUGCUAAAAUAAAAAUCAAAUAUUUCAUCACAGAAGAAUUAAAAAUUUUCUUUAAACGAUGUUAAAUUCCUCCAGUCUUAUUAUGAAACCCACGGCACCUCAAACUUCGGUUCAGAUUUCUCUAAAGUCAAACCAAUCUGAACAAAUUCAUCAAAACGAAAAAUUCAACCUGAACAAAAACACAAAUUUUGAAAAAACUCAUUCUACACUUCUUGUAUCAAAUCGUUGAACGUGCUCUGUGAUCGAUUUCUUAUUUAGUUUUUAUUUCCUUUGUACAAAUUUGAAUAAAGUCGAAAUUAGCUAAACUCUGAAAUUAUAAAUGUUUAAAACUUCUUGGAAGAACACUGUUCUGAAAGUAUAUGCUGGUCUGAAAGUACAAUGGUCUGUGAGUACACCAUGGUCUGUGAGUACACCAUGGUCUGUGAGUACACCAUGGUCUGUGAGUACUCCUGAAAGAUUGUACGUUCUAAAAAUAUAUUUACUGUAACUAAAA
Messenger RNA from Eurytemora carolleeae, 5427 nucleotides. Its product is annotated as Ig-like and fibronectin type-III domain-containing protein 1. The transcript has 18 exons. Bases 369 to 4796 code for a protein of 1475 amino acids. The record is from RefSeq and is a predicted model, not a curated record. Gene Ontology annotation, molecular function: protein binding. NCBI's taxonomy places the organism in Eukaryota, Metazoa, Arthropoda, Copepoda, Calanoida, Temoridae.